GAAAGAGAGAGAAAGAGAGACAGAAGGGAAAGAAGCUAAGGAAAGAGAAGAAAAGCAACUCAGCAGGACUGCUAAGAGCCCAGCUCAACGAUGGCCAUGGCCCUGAGAGCGCUGAAGACGGCAUGCACCUGGGGCAGGCUCUGCCUCCUUCUCUCCCUCUUCCUUCAGCUGCCAGGCUCCCAGGCCAAAUGCUACUUCCAGGCUAAAGCUCCCUGCGAGUACGAGGGGAAGCAGUUCUCCCUUGGGGAGUCGUGGCUGAGCACCAACUGCCUGCUGUGCACCUGCCUGCACCCCAUUGGCGUCGGAUGCUGUGAGACCACCCAGCACCCCAUUGACUUCCCCGAUUGGUGCGAGGCCCACUAUGACACGCAGACCUGCCAGAUCUCGGUGGUACAGAAAGCCAACCCCAGCCUGCCAUGUGUGAAGAGCGUGGAGCACGAGUGGGGCUCAGCUGGCACCCCUGAGCCACUGAACAAGGUGCUGGAUGCGGGGCUUAGCAGAUAGAGUGCACGGCCUUGCAGUCAGCCCCACUCCCCCAGAGCACACCUCCUGCAUGCUCCACACCUGCCCCAGCCUGUAGACAUCACUGCAGCCACCUUCCAGGGAAACCACUAUCCAUGUACUGAGCUAACAUUUACACCCUAGCGCUGCCACAGUACAGCUCUGCUUCUGCCUUCAGCUUCCUGAACUCAGCUGGGGCCCCUUCCCCAGCAAGGCACUGCUCUCAAGAUGAGUGGUGAGGUGGGCCAGGCACACAAGCCCCCAGCAGGACCAGCAGACCCCGAGCUGUGAUUUUUGGGGGGAAUGCAGAUCCCCAGGGAUGUCCACCGAGCUGCACAGGGAAUUUUCAGCUCCAGAAGGACCACAGGACCAAAUUACACUACAUCCAGCUGCAAGUUAAACAGCUCCCACCAAAACCCCAGUUCCCUUGCCUGCAGCCUCUGGCAUCUCAGUGGGAAGCAUAGCAGUCCUGAAGCAUGACAUACUUUGGCCAGUUCCUUCUCUGCCCGAGUGCAAGAAGCGUAACCUGCUUCUUGAACCACUAAUGUCCAUGCUCCCACAGCUCCUGUGACCAGAACUCUGUGUGCUAGCCCUGGGUAGGCAGAACACUGGGCAUAUGAGGAAAACAGCUGUCCCCAUGAGGAGCCUGGCCCCCUGUGCAGGCUGCCCCACUCCAGCUGCAGGAAGCUGGGUGCCCCACUGGUGUUCAGAGAGCUGAAGCAACCUGUCUGUGCGAGCGUGGAGCUGGCUGCCCUGACAGCCUGCCCUAGCUGGUGCCAUGCCUGUGCUGUACAGAGCCUUGUGUAGAUGUUUCUGUUCUUGCAAUAAAGGUAUUA
Centrocercus urophasianus (Greater sage-grouse) is the source of this 1337-nucleotide messenger RNA. It is a transcript of the gene MSMP, whose product is annotated as microseminoprotein, prostate associated. The transcript is spliced from 3 exons. The coding region runs from base 91 to 504 and encodes 137 amino acids. NCBI's taxonomy places the organism in Eukaryota, Metazoa, Chordata, Aves, Galliformes, Phasianidae. The record is from RefSeq and is a predicted model, not a curated record.